AUGACCACAAUGAACAUGAAACAACACAACAAAUCAUCGUCAAACGAAGUGUUCGAAGAUUAUUUAAGAGCUCAAAAGCAUCGUUAUGAGCAACAAGAUAAAUUGCUGGAUGUUGCUUUGAACAAAGUUCAGAAUAUCAAAGCCAUUGCUCUUGAUAUGGGAAAAGAAUUGGAUAGCCAUAAAGAAAUUUUGGAAGAUAAUGAUGAACAAGUUGAAAAGCAAAAACACAAUCUUAAAUCGGUGAAUCGAAAGAUUGAUAGGUUGAACGGUGAAUCAUCGAAUACCUCUUCGUCAUCAAACAACAGCAGUGGAAUGUUUUCUUUUUUGAAAUGGUUUUGGUAA
Molecule: messenger RNA, 342 nt
Organism: Naegleria fowleri
Lineage: Eukaryota; Heterolobosea; Eutetramitea; Acrasida; Naegleriidae
Exons: 1
Coding region: 1-342 (113 amino acids)
Source: RefSeq, a predicted model, not a curated record